GUAUGGGAAGCAAAUAUAUUUAAGAAGCUGGGUCUGUAGUGAAUGAAAGGCUUUAGAAGGAGGAUUAAGGAAUACCUAAACUAGGUUUCACCCGUAGGAAUUCAAACUUUGGAGGGAAGAGAAAAGAAAGAUCAUUGGAGGCUAAAGACAGCAGUGAGAAAAAGAGACUGAGCAAAUUUAAGGCUCGAAUUUGCUAUAGUUCUUAGUAAUCUUCAAUAGUUUGCUCUUGAGAAUCCCAAACCCACACAAGAAAGGAAUGUCCUCUGACAAAAUGCCAACCAUAACUCUCUGUUCUCUGGUCUGGCUCCUCAUCUUCACCCUUACCUUCACCAGUCACCCUGCAUCACCAGAAAAGCCCCCAAAGCGCAAGACACCUGCCCAACUCAAGGCUGCUACGUGCUGCGAGGAAUCGAAGGGACUGAAGGCCCAGAUUGCCAAUCUGACUAGUUUGCUAGAGGUCUUGAGCAAAAAGCAGGAGAGCGACUGGGUCAAUGUGGUAAUGCAGGUAAUGGAGCUAGAAAGCCACACCAAGCAGAUGGCCACACGUCUCACGGAAGCUGAGAGCAAGUUCUCACAACUGAAUAACCAGAUUGACAUGAUGCAGCUCCAGGCAGCCCAGACAGUCACCCAGACCUCAGCAGAUGCUGUCUAUGAUUGUUCCUCACUCUACCAGAAGAAUUACCGCAUCUCUGGAGUGUAUAAGCUCCCUGCUGAUGAGUUCCUGGGAAGCCCUGAGCUGGAGGUAUUCUGUGACAUGACAACUUCAGGUGGUGGCUGGACUGUUAUCCAGAGACGGAAGAGUGGUCUUGUCUCUUUCCACCGUGACUGGAAGCAAUAUAAAGUGGGUUUUGGCAACAUUCGCGGGGAUUUCUGGCUGGGGAAUGAAAACAUCUACCGGCUGUCCAGGCGCCCAACUACUCUCCGAGUGGAAAUGGAGGACUGGGAAGGUGACGUACGCUUCGCUGAGUAUAGUCACUUCACCUUGAGCAAUGAACUGAAUAGUUACCGUCUCUUUGUGGGGAACUACAGUGGCAAUGCAGGACGGGAUGCUCUCCUUUAUCACAACAACACAGCCUUCAGCACCAAGGACAAGGACAAUGACAAGUGCUUAGACAACUGUGUCCAACUCAGAAAAGGUGGAUACUGGUAUAAUUGCUGCACAGACUCCAACCUUAAUGGGAUUUAUUAUCGCCAUGGCGAGCAUAAUCAGCACCCAGAUGGCAUCACCUGGUAUGGCUGGCAUGGCUCUAGCUACUCCCUCAGGAAGGUGGAGAUGAAGAUCCGCCCUGAAGACUUUGUACCCUAAAAAGUAGCUUGUACUAUAAGAGGGAUACAGAAGUUCUAAGAGACAAAUAAGGCUGGGGUGGGGCAUCAAUAAGGUAGUAGAGUAGGGGUAGGGAUGGGAAAUCACCUUGUAAUCAAGCACCAAUGAAAUCACUCAUUUCAUCUAGAAAAGUACAAGUUUGUUAGGCUCAGCCAGAGACCAGCAUAACAUUAACAAGAUCAGUCCCAGCAUUGGGAGGGACAGCAGGUAGGGAGAGGCAUUUAAAACUCUUAGGGCAUUCUUCUCAUUGGGUCAAAACUGGCUUAGUUUAGCCUGGGCCUUCUGAACCAGCAGCCGCUUCAAAGGUAUCCUGUGGUUACUCUUGUCCUUCAUGAUUUAUGUUUCAGGAGAAAAUCAUCAGGAGUUAGUACCUUAUGCUUUCUCCAGGGCCAUGAUUAAGUGAAGACAGAAAACAAAUCUCUUGCAAAAAUGAACUGUAUUAUUUCAGAUCUCAGGAGAGAUACCAAGGUUGGGGAUAAGGUGAGGAUGGCAAAGAGUUUCUAUUUCAAAACCCAAUGAAAUUGCUUUUGGACUCAGAGAUUCUUUAACAGAGUAAUAGUUCUGUUGAAAGUGAGCAACCCUAUGUCUUAGUUGCUCAGAGAAAACUCCAGGGAAUUGGACCUUUCUAUCAGAGUGUCUCAGCAUCUCACCUUCCUGCCCUCAGUCAUAGUAGAGUACAAAAAAGAAUGAGGUACAUAGAGUGAUUCCAAGUAAGAACUGGAGAGAAGAUGCAUAAGUCAUUAUUAGAAGCUCUCAUAAGACUAAGUGGGAAUCAAAGAAUUGCACAAAGGUACACAGGAUGCUGGCAAGGAAUUUCACCAUAGUCCAAUGGAUAUCCAAGCAAUCUGAGCCCAGACAUUUAAUACAGAAAGAUCUAUUCUCAUUCUUUAAAACUAAGUAGCAAGAAUUAUAGUCAGAGAACUUUAAAAUUAGAAGGGAUCUUAGAAAUUAUCUAGAAACUUCCAGUUCUGAAAUUCUGGUUCUAGUCUGAGGCCCUUUUUCCAGGUAGUUAGGAAACUAAGGCCAUGAGAGAUUAUGUAACUUGUCCAAAGUUCCCAGGCUAUCACUUAAGUCUACAAAAAUCCCAAGAAAAAUUGGAAAGCUGAGCAACUAUUUUAUCAUUUCAUAUCACAAUUAUACUAAAGCAAAAAGAUAGGAAGAGCUCUGGGGAGAGAAGGAAGUAGACAGAUUUUUAAAGUUCUACGAGAACCCCAAACAGUUAAAUGUUCCAUAAUGCCAUAAUUUUUCUAUCUUUACCUCAAAACUGUCAUUUUAAAAGUAUUUUUAAAAGCAUGCACACAUGCAUGUGCACACAAACUUGGGAGAACAUAUUGUUUUGAUUUAGGACUUCACACUGCAGUGGAGCUGACAAAAAGGACAAUAUCAUUAAAAAUAACCACCAUGGUUACAAGCCAAUGAGAAUUAUGGAACCUUGAUAUUGGAGGGAGAAAGAAAGCUUAAGUUAAUUCACUGUACUUAAGUCAUUUGUAAAUAGCAAGUUUGGUUCUUGGAUGUGAUCUUUGUUUUUAAUUUAAAUGUUACUGGCUUGGAAACAAUGCUAAGCAAUUAACAGGUUGAAAUCACAGUAUAUUUUAUUUUCUUAGAUGGGGGAUCCAAAGAGUGAACUCAGAUCUCUUCAGAAAACAGACUCAUUACCUAAAAAUGUUAAUAGUUAAUAUAUCUAUCUUUGUUCAUUUUGUAAGAAAAGGGAUCAAAUGGGGGCCUGACUCUAAUAAUAGUAGCUGAAGGAUGGAGAAGGAUGGCAUCAUGGCUCAUUCUGUAUAUAGGCACCUGACUUUGUAAAAACUUCAUUUUGUGUUUGAAAUGUUUAAUGUUUCAAUAUUUUUUCUGUCUCUGCAAUAAACUUUUAAAUCCA
This is a messenger RNA of Monodelphis domestica (gray short-tailed opossum), 3200 nucleotides long. It is a transcript of the gene ANGPTL7, whose product is annotated as angiopoietin like 7. The record is from RefSeq and is a predicted model, not a curated record. NCBI's taxonomy places the organism in Eukaryota, Metazoa, Chordata, Mammalia, Didelphimorphia, Didelphidae. Gene Ontology annotation, biological process: blood coagulation.